Molecule: messenger RNA, 1232 nt
Organism: Saprolegnia diclina VS20
Lineage: Eukaryota; Oomycota; Saprolegniomycetes; Saprolegniales; Saprolegniaceae
Exons: 1
Coding region: 88-1197 (369 amino acids)
Biological process (GO): copper ion homeostasis; monoatomic cation transport
Cellular component (GO): membrane
Molecular function (GO): ATP hydrolysis activity; copper ion binding; ATP binding
Source: RefSeq, a predicted model, not a curated record
GGGUUCCUCUUUGCGUUCAACUUUGCCAUCUCGACGCUCGUGGUCGCCUGUCCGUGCGCUUUGGGUCUGGCGACGCCGACGGCCGUCAUGGUCGGCACGGGUGUGGGCGCGACGCAUGGCAUCCUCAUCAAAGGCGGCGAGCCGCUCGAGGUCGCGCACAAGGUGAACACGGUGUUGUUUGACAAGACGGGGACGUUGACGAACGGGACGCCGAGCGUGACGGACGUGAUUGUGCUGAGCAAAGAGUGGACGUCGGACGCCCUGAUGUGGCUGGCGGCGUCGGCGGAGCUCGGUAGCGAGCACACGUUGGGUCGUGCGAUCGUGAACCGCGGCAAGCUGCUGGCCAAGCCAUUGGAGCAGCCCGAGGCGUUCACCGCCGUCUCGGGCAAGGGUAUCUCGGUCGAGCUCUCCAAGGCAGUCGUUCAUCUCGGCAACCUCGACUACAUGGAAGACUGUGGCAUGGCGGUCCCCGCGGCUGUCGCGAACCAUCGUCUUCGUCUGGAAGAAGCCGGCAAGACCGUCAUCUACAUGGGGAUCUGUGACUCGGUCGUUGCGCUCAUUGGCAUCUCGGAUGCGCCGCGCCCCGAGGCCAAGCAGACGAUCGCACACCUCCAUGCGCUCGGCCUCGACGUCUACAUGGUCACGGGCGACAACCGUCGCACCGCGCACUGGGUCGCCGCCCAAAUCGGUUUGCCCAGCCACCACGUCAUGGCCGAGGUGCUCCCGGCCAACAAAACCGCCAAAGUCCAAGAGCUCCAGGCCCAAGGUCGUAUCGUGGCCAUGGUGGGCGACGGUAUCAACGACGCGCCGGCGCUGGCGCAAGCCGACCUCGGCGUCGCGAUCGGCGCUGGCACGGACAUUGCGAUCGAGACGGCGCAGAUGGUGCUCAUGAAGUCCAAGCUCCAAGACGUCGUGACGGCGCUGGACCUGUCGCGGACGAUCUACCGGCGCAUCCAGCUCAACUUUGUGUGGGCGAUGGGGUACAACUUGGUGUUGCUGCCGUUGUCGGCCGGCGUUCUGUACCAUUGGAGCGUGUCGAUCCCGCCCAUGUUUGCGGGCGCGGCCAUGGCGUUCUCGUCCGUCUCGGUCGUCACGUCGUCGUUGCUGCUCAAGUGGUACACGCCGCCCAAUAUGACGACGCUGCCGCCGCCGACACCCCGCAAGGUCGACGAAAAGUCGCCGCUGCUGCAAGUCUAGUAACCUACCAAUAUGUCAUUCACGGUGGAGCAUGA